AUGGCGAAAAUGGCUUUUCAACACCAAGCUGGAACGGCUAUGGAAUGCCUUAGCAUUCCAAUAACCCUUCAAAAAGAGGCCGGUGUUGAUGCUGAAGGUCGAGAAGUUAUGAAAUGCGGUUUUAAAAUUGGCGGUGGUAUUGACCAAGAUUUCCGUAAAAGCCCCCAGGGCUAUACAGACAACGGAAUUUAUGUAACAGAAGUUCAUGAAGGUAGUCCUGCCGCCAAAGCAGGUCUAAGAAUGCAUGACAAAAUAUUACAAUGCAAUGGUUAUGACUUCACGAUGGUGACACAUAAAAAGGCUGUUAGUUACAUUAAAAAACAUCCAGUAUUAAACCUUCUUGUUGCAAGGAAAGGUGUAACAUCUACAUAACUGUCACAUUUGUGUGCAUGUUUCUUUUAAGUGAAAGAGUUCAAAGGUG
Melitaea cinxia (Glanville fritillary) is the source of this 421-nucleotide messenger RNA. Its product is annotated as tax1-binding protein 3 homolog. Gene Ontology annotation, biological process: neurotransmitter receptor transport postsynaptic membrane to endosome; neurotransmitter receptor transport, endosome to postsynaptic membrane. Bases 1 to 372 code for a protein of 123 amino acids. The record is from RefSeq and is a predicted model, not a curated record. Gene Ontology annotation, molecular function: protein binding. The transcript is spliced from 3 exons. NCBI's taxonomy places the organism in Eukaryota, Metazoa, Arthropoda, Insecta, Lepidoptera, Nymphalidae. Gene Ontology annotation, cellular component: postsynaptic membrane; adherens junction; postsynaptic density.